Molecule: messenger RNA, 1200 nt
Organism: Phalaenopsis equestris
Lineage: Eukaryota; Viridiplantae; Streptophyta; Magnoliopsida; Asparagales; Orchidaceae
Product: Golgi apparatus membrane protein-like protein ECHIDNA
Exons: 6
Coding region: 437-1027 (196 amino acids)
Biological process (GO): vesicle-mediated transport; protein secretion
Cellular component (GO): Golgi membrane
Source: RefSeq, a predicted model, not a curated record
UCGGCAACUAUCGGUUUUUCCACUGCCCACACUCAGAUCGCAAUUGUUCUGUCGCCCUUCGAGUCGGACGAGAGCUGCGAGGGUCCUCUUCUCCGAUCGUCAUCGUCUGAGCCGCGAGGAGCUUCUUAUUUCCCAGAUCGUCUUAGCCGCGAGGAGCUUCUUCCUCAUUUGAUCGUCUAAGCUGAGAGGGUUUCUCUUCCAUCCGAUUCACGCACGGAUCUUGUGUCGCAAGAAGAUCUUCCUUCUUCCUGUGGUCUGUUUGUAAGACGCUUUUUCUUCUUUCAUCCGGUCAAAUUGCAGAGCAAGGGCUUCUUCUUACUUCGAUUGUCCAAGCCGCACGGGUCUUCAUUCUUCUCCAAUUUUCUGAACCGCGAGGAUCUCUCCUUCCUCCAAUCAUUCGCGAGCAGGGUUCUUCUCCUUCCUACGAUCAUUCAAGAUGCAAGGAUUUCUUUCUUCUUCUUCCAAUCAAACUGCAAGAGACUUCAAUCAGGAGACCAGGGAAAACUACGCAAACCCCAAGACAUGUCUUUUUCAUGUUCUCUUCAAGGCUGCAGCAUUGGCCUUUUACAUCCUCUCAGCUAUCUUCUUCAGUAGCUUUGUUAUUAUCUUUGUGGUUACUGUCUUUUUGGCGGCUCUUGAUUUCUGGGUUGUAAAGAAUGUUAGUGGACGGAUAUUGGUUGGUUUGAGAUGGUGGAAUGAAAUAAACGAACAAGGGGAGAGUGUAUGGAAAUUUGAAUGCUUGGAUCAAGAGUCUCUUGCUCGGAUGAAUAAAAAAGAUUCAUGGCUCUUCUGGUGGACGCUUUACCUCAAUGCUGUUGCGUGGAUAAUUCUUGGAAUAUUUUCGCUCAUUAGGUUCCAAGCUGAUUAUCUACUUGUAAUUGGUGUUUGUUUAACUCUCAGUAUUGCAAACAUUGUUGGAUUCACUAAAUGCCGCAAGGAUGCGAAGAAACAGAUUCAACAAUUUGCUUCUCAGACAAUUGCAUCAAAGCUCUCAUCAACAUUGCAGUCUGCCUUCAGCCUGGUGUGAGCUCGAAACUGUAAAUUUAUUUCUGCCUUGGUUAUUUUUAUUACCUCCCCAAAUUUUGUUCAAUUUAGUUGAGCAUCUUAUGUUUUCUAUCACCCAUGUGUUUUUAUUAUUUGAGCUUCGAAAUUAUAAAUGUGGAUAUAAUUUCAGUAUUGGAAAACAACAGACUUUUAUCA